GAUUGAUUUGAGGACUUACACAACGUAUAGGCUAUCUCAAAGGCUGGACGACAGACUACGUUGAUGUUGAUGAACGAUCGUGAGGGAAAAUGAUAAAUCUUAUGCUUUCGGCAAACUGAUCUCAGUUCUCUGCUCGAUUAAUAAGAUGGAUUACAGUCCCAGAAGAGCAUUGUGUCCGAAUCAAACACAGCUAUUUCCCUGUAUCGGGUAAGAAAUUCAAUUUAGCUGUCAUCUUAGCGUCUAAUUUUAAUUUUCUUUCGUAACUGUUUUUCACUGGAAUAGAACGUUGUUCUAAGUGUUGUAUCAAUUUUUAAAAUUUCAACAUCUAAAGGCUGGAGAAAGGGGACUCUUCCAGCGCAAUCAGUCUCGUAUCUUGGCCAGUUCAUAUUUUUUGCGAUAGAAAAAUAGUUUUACUUUGAGGUAGACUACGCCUCAAGCAUCUGCCAAAAACAUCGAAAACAUCUGGCGAAAUGAAUCUCAGCCGACAUUGUAACUUUUCUGUUAUAUUCAUCAAAAUGUUAUAGUAUUUCUCCGGUCACUAAGAUAAAACAAGUGAACUGCAAAUAACCAAGAAUUUUCGAAAUCAUAACAACCGGAUUCUCGUAUUUCUGGUGAUUAACAGAAACGUGAUUGCAAAUCUUUUAAGUAAUUGAUUCAUUUCUUUACAAUUAGUUUUAUUUGAGCCUAUUUCUCAACGGAUGUUGCAAACUAAUUAAUUGCUGUAUCCUCCACAUUGUGACAAGGCUUAAGAUUGCCUUUGCAUUCAAUGCCAAGCUUGAGAUUUUCAUUUUCAGCUCAUCGAUGCAGUUAGGUAUGCGCGUGAUUAAAAACACAAUACAUUUACAUCAUAAGGGUUUUUUUGUUUUGUUCGAGGCGACUCCGUGACUCGACGUUUAUCGAUAUGUGACUCGACUGUUUUAUUAAAACAUAUUCCUGAUCACAGAAACGAAGACACAAUAACGGUUGUCGAAACGCAGAUUAUGUCAAAACUGUUGAAAAAGGCUUCCCUCUUACAGUUGUUUAUUAAUCGCGUUUUAUCUUCUCUUGUUUUCAUUUUUAUUUUGUACACUUCAUUUAUUUACUUAUCAGUUUAAUUAUAUUUUUAUUCAUCCUUUUCUUUAUCUAUUUUUAAGGAGUAGUUGAUGGUCGAAAAGAAAAAAAUAAUAAUAGGCGUUACUAUAUAUUUCAGCCGGGAUCGUCAAAAUAUUUUUUCCGAAAAUUUUCAAAAAAGUUUGGGAUUUUCACACUUGAAGGUUGAUCUGUUGGAAAAAUAAUUAAGACCCAGGCAAAUAGUUAAUUAUUAAGACUGAUAUCACAGAAAACACUCACACGUGGCUUGUUCGAAAAGCCAUGAAUAUCUCUAAAUAUCCUCAGAUCUUAUAUAUGUCGUGAUAUUUUCGAACUUUAAGGGGAACCCUCUUCAGAGUAUGCAAAAAAAAUUCGGAUUGUUGUAGAAAGGACAGAUUUACAUCGUACCUCAUUGACCAUCUGCAGUGUCUCCGAUUGGCUGGAACUUUCCCGCCAAAAACCAUUUCUAAGUAAAAAUUCAGAAGUUGACACUUAGGGACCGAUGGGUAAUUGUCGCCUGGUUAAGGGGGGGGGGAGUUGGGGAGGGCGAGGGGAAAAGGUUAGAGGAUUUUGGUUGCGUCACGAUGAAAUGAAUCUGUUCCACCAUUUAUCGAUAAAAAGGAAUUGAUAUACACCGACCAUAUACCCAUGAAUUCUUUUCCUUGAGAAUUCUACUGCUAUCCAUAAGUGUUAUCUAAAACAACCCGUCUAACGAGCGAUUUUUAAUUAGUCAGAUUAAAGACUUUUCAUUUAAUUUUUAAUCAAGUUUCGGAAGUAAUCUUGCAAUCCAUUGGCUUUCCCUUGGUUAGCUCUAUGAUUGGUCCAAAAAGCUCGUGCCUAUGUCUCAACCAAUCAGACGCAAACGUGAAAACAAUUACUACGGGCUCCCUCCCAUUUUCCCGCGCUUUUGCGACUUGGCUCAUUUGUACUACGGGUUUUCAUCGCUGUAAAAGCCCUCAUAUUAGCAUUACGUACCAGUUUCUCUCGGAUCAUAUGAUUCAGCUGAAAUUAAUGACUAUGCCCGGCUUCGUGGGGUCUAGUCCGAAAAAAAGGGCGUAUUCCCAGAGAUUCUUACGUACUACAGCCGAAUAAACGGACUGAGGGCUCGUUUCCUAAACCUUCUAUGGACGGACAAUAUAACUUCUUCCACUGAUAAAUGCAGAGGGAUGAACAGGAAAAAUAUAAGCCGUUAGAAAAGUUUUGUCAAUGUUUCUGUCUUCUCUGGCACUUCCAAAGGUUGACGUCACUCAGUGAAGCCGAAACUUAGAUGAUUCAAAACUAUUGACAAGAAUGGACCCUUCAUUGACAGAAAAAAAUGUAUUUUGAAAUCUGCAAAAUCAUUGUUAUCUAGCCAUGUGAGAAAUUUUUGUUUUGAAACUCACUCCUUCACCAAGUAACGUUAGGUAUCACAAAUUUAUAUCGUGUUCUUGAGAAAAUCACCUCGGGCCAGCUUUUGCCUAUAUCCCCUUUUGCCUAUAAAAUGGUCAAUCUUAAAAAAAUAUUGUUCAAUUAAUCAAAGCGGUAUCUUAUUGAAUAGUUUUUAAGAGCAAAUUAACGGGAGCAUGCUCUCAAUUUGUAAUGUAAGCUUGCUAAUUUUUGCAAAAAAACUGCAGUUUGGCUCUUAAAAUUCAAAGUCAGUGUAGGCUCUUUAAGUGUUCAGCUUAAAAUUAUAAACCAAAACGAAAUAAAAACAAUACAACACACACGAGCAAAAUUAGAAAAGAUGAGAAAACCGAUAUGUCUUAAUUAAUUUCUAGUCGAAUUUCGUGGUAUUAAAAGGUAGUCACCGCUUUAUGACAAAGGACACAAAACAGUUGAGUGGUUAAAACUACUACAGGAGGGAAAUUAAAUCCUUUAACUGAUUUUCGUCAUAACAUUCGUUUUAAAGAUCUUUUUCUUCUAUCAACUUGCUUCGGUAGCUGUCUUUCACCUUUACGUGGAAGUGACUAGUAAAGUUAUGACCUUUCUAUUCGUAAAAGUUUGGCACAAGAACCAUGACAUUGAGUUAUUCAUAACAUCUGUCUUUGGUCCUAAAAAAUCUAGAAAGCAUCUCAACUAAUCUACAGAAUAUAGGUAAUCAUUUUUGAUGUUUCGUGCGCUCAACGGGUUGUUGGCAGAAAAAUUAUUCAUGAAAGCUUUGAAUGUUUUGCGAAAACAAGGAAAGUUUAAUAUGUUUUUCUUCAUUUUCAAUAUCUAAUCUAAGGAAGUCUGUUAUUGUAAUCAAUUAAUUUACUAAUGUAAAGGAAAUUUUUUUUUUAUUUUCAGUAAAGAACAAUUGAGAUCCUCGUUAAUAUCCCCAAAGAAUGGAUAGGAUAAUUUUGCUGCAAAUCUCAAAAUGAUAGCUAGUUACUACAUUUGCCUGAAAUACAGUGUUUCCAUAUUGGGAAUAGAUUUUUUUGCUUUUUUAUUCGAUCCUAAUUGGGCUGGCUUGUGAAAUGUGUAGGGAAGAAGAUCACAUUUUUGUCAUUUACGGGUGAAUACGGUUCUCCAGAUAAACCUGAGAAGUUUGAUUCUUGGUCGAAAUAUUUCGUAACAUCGGAAUAAAAUUAAUGCACCAUAGCUUUGGCAGACAAGCUGAAAAAUUCCAUGAAAUUUGAAUAUCGUCACAGAUCAUAAGGCAAUGAUUGUAAUGUUUACAGAUAAAAUCAUCAUUUCUCUUUUAUCGGCAUGCUCAUCGUACGCGUUUUAACGGUAAACAUACACAUCUGAGCAAAGCCGCCUCGCGAAAGGAUUCCCUGUAUGAGUCAAGUUGAAUAAUUUAUUUCAUAAUUCGAGCCACGCGAGGAACAAGUGAGCGCCAUUUCGGCGUCUGUGAUAAAAGAAUCGAUUUAGAAUGCCAUUUUAAGUUAACGAAAUGCAUCAGAAAGAGUAUUUCAGUGGGCAAACUUUUGAUAUAUUCGUGCUUCGGGUCCGAUUUCUACUCACGUCGAGUUCAUUCAUGUUUUUUCAUGUGUACCACUAAAAAACGGAAAAGACUUCAGUCUAUCAUUCUUUAGUGACCUUAUAUGGUCAAUUAAACUGAGGGAAGAAAACUUUGAUCACCAGCGGUGUAAAAACAACGGGGUUUAACGCAAACAAUGUUAAUAUUCAUCCAUCCUUACUGCACAUUUUGACAAGUAUUGUAUACAUUUUGGCUUUUAUGUUUUUCUCAUUACUCUUCCGGUUAUAAAUUUAGCGAAGCAGAAGUACGAAAAUCCAUGUAAAAUGCACGGACAUCAAUUAAAGUGGCACUGCAUGCUCCAAUACAUAACUGAGGAAAAAUAUAGAACAGAAUUAAGACAAAAAUUGAAAUAUUUGUUGAAGCAGACAUUUCCGUCUUAGGUGUUUGCCAAAUGCAAAACAAGUGAAGAACAAAGCCAUGAGCCUUACGCGCUAAAUUUAGCACUGGAUUGACGUCAGAGAAUCAUCAAAAUAUUAUUCAUUGGACAGGUUUAAAUUGAGCUGCCAAAGAAUACAGCUCAAAUGAAACUACCCCUUCUGGUAAACGGAGGUACAGUAUUGUCCUCUCCAAGUUAAAAUAGAAAGAAGAUGGUUCUUCGCUUCAGGUCGCUCGGGUAAGAUUUCUAAAAUUCAAAAUUGCUCUUUACUUUUAAUUUUCAUGCACUUACGUAACACGAUGAGCCACUGGAAACGUUUAUGACAACCGAAGCUUUGCAAAAAAAAACAUCCUCGUGUUUAGAAUUUGAUUUGCCUUAGAAAUAUUAAGAUCUACUCGCAAGGCGAUUGCUAUACUACUUUGUUUACCUCAAAGAACAAAAAUCUUCGAUGAUAUUUUUUGUAGAUUUUGAAGAGAUUUUGAGAUCGUUACAUUGAAAACCGCUAAGAGCAUUCAAGUCCAUAGCUAGUGAAUUUCAGAGAAAUUGAAAAGUCGCUCCAGAUUUAACAGACACUAAAAGUUAUGGAAUAAAAAUUGAAAAAGGCACACGGAUGAAUUCGUAAAUAGUAAAAUUUUGCCGUAAAUAAUGGAAAAUCUAUGUAAAGAGAUCGUCAUUCAUUAAAGCUGAAAUCGAGUCACGUUCACGAAAUGUUGAUUGCCAUCUCAUUUCAGCGAAAAAUAGAUUUUUGUUCCUCAUUUCGUUGAAAGUCCCCAUUCAGUUGUUUUCGAAAUUGGUGUUUUUCAUUUUUUUUUCCUGCGCAAGUAUUAAUUCCACUGAAAUUCUGAAUCGCACACGGAAACAUAACCUUCUUAAUCUACUAACUGGCAAAACUGAACGAAGCAGACCAGCUUGAUGUAAGCGGGUGACAUAUUUUCUGAAAAUGGUCUUUUAAAAUCGUAAAACGUCAAAAUAUCAAGUCUGUAAGCCCGCGUACAAGUGCGUCAAUGUUCCUACGCGUUUUUAUGAAAAAAUAAAUUGCAAUAUGUAUUUCAAGGAAGUAAUUUUUUAGUUAAAAAAAAAAAUGUUGUGUGACUAAACUAUCGACAGGAAUGCAUUUUAAUAAACAAGGAAUUUAAAUUAUUUGUUCGGAAAAGUUUUUACGCAUUAAAUCGUGCUCAGAAACAUCAACCAAAAUGAACAUCUACGCUUAAGCGAUGUUUGUGAGAUUGCAAAUCGAUCGAAAUUUUGCGUGAAAAUUUCUUAAUGAAAAACACAUCGAUUACAAGAAGGUGUUGUCUUCAUUUGCCGUUUUUACGCUACUGUGACGUCAUUCGGUUCGAUAUUAUUCAUUGUAUUUUAGCUACGUGCAAACUGAUCGUGUAUUUAACGCUAUUUAUCAAUAUAAUCAAUAAUGCCUUGGUUUACGGUUGAUAUUUAGACAAAGCGUAAGUAGUUGCCGACAGUGUGUUUAGAUAUUAGGAUGAAAGCUUUUUUCCGUAGGACUGUUUAAAUGACCUGACAGGUUUAUGCUUCCUUACAAUAUCCUGUGAUAUUUAUCAACAAUUCUGCGCAAUUCAAACCGGAAAAUUUCACCGGAAGAGUUUUGGGUCCGUUUCAGCGCCUUUUAUUUGCUCUUAAGACUGAGGAAACGAGGUGCCACUCUAUGAUCGUUAAAUUGAUCUGAUUCCAAGUUCGAACAGCACGUAUGUUUUAUAUUUAUCUUAAAAUCUCGAAUUUUUCGCUUCUGCUAAUAAAAAAUUUUACAGAAGGGUUUGCUUGACAUAAAUUUGCGUCGAAGCUAGGCGCUUAAAUUAGCCAUCACCUCGCGAUCAUUAGGAAGGACAUGUCAAAAGAAAAACUUAUUUUUAAUUUCGAGACGUUUUUGGAAGAAUCUCGAUCUAUUUUUCGUGUUGAAGUAAAUGUCCGCUUAUCAUUUAGAGUUUACUUUCCUCGGAUAAUUCAAUAAAUGCAUCCGCCUUGGAGAUAUAUGUUAAAUCAAAUUGAUGAAAAAUUUAUUUAUUAACGAGACAACAUUUCAAUGUUCACGUAAAUUAACGGCGAAACGCCGAGAGCAGCGCGUCAUUUCUUUAAUUCGUAAAAAAUUGACUCUACAUAACCAAAUUUCUUGUGGUGUUCCACUGAUGAUUUUAUCAUUCCGUUAAUAGCCCAGGAACACAUUGAACAUAAUUCAUUAAUGUUUUCUAACGCACAAACGCGUACAAAAAAACAUUACCCUCUCUCAUUUAAACCGCAUUACAGCAAUUUUGUCGCUUAUCUCAGGCAAGCUUAUAUGACUCGGAUUUCCAUUCAUAUCGUUGUGAAGUCCUUAGAUGGCGAAUUCCGCAAAUCUCGAUCUUUCCGUAAUCUUGAACUUGCGAGAUCUCCGUGUUUUAUGAACGUGCCUCAGUUAAUGACAGUCAAAUUGCACCCUGUACAUCUCGAGUACCUGAAAUAUCCAAGACUCCGUUAUUGGCCGACACAAAAUUCAAAUCCCUUUCGAGCUUCUAGAAAUCGUACACCUGUUAUUUGGUACUUAACCAAUAUCAACGCGAGGGAAAUCUUGUGUGAAUGAGCCUUUGUGACAAAUUUAUAAGCAUCCACAAAGUUUUCAUCUUAUUGUUCUUGGCUACUUGGUUGCAUUGUAUUAAAUCGCAUUACUGAUUCAGUCAUGUCCACAAAAAACGUACUUCUAUCAUUUAUUUUAAGAGAAGAAGGGAAAUCUUGUUCAUCAACCACUUAAAGGAAUUUAUAAUUUAGAGUCGGUAGAGAUCUGGGAUUUCGUUAGUUCUACUUCACUCCCCGAUUAGUCCAGAGAAAACGCGUGCCACCCUUUCGACCAAUCAGGCUUAACCUAAAGACGAUCGCCACUUGUGCACUCACGUUUUUCCGCCCUUAUGGCAAGUCACAUGUAUUUUUUUUGGAUUCUCAUCUGUUCCCAGCGAUACUUCUUUUUUUCAAAAACCCAUCAAUCUUUGGCUUUGGUUUCACAACAUUUCUCUUUCUCCAUUUAUGUGAGAUUAAUUUUUGUUCAAAAUUAUAAAGUUAAAAUAUUGAUAUCCCGGGAGAGCGCCCUGUAAAGGUACGACUUUCAUUCAAUCUAUUUUCCUCCAUUUUAUUCAAAGAUUUCCAAGCUGGUCGUUUGAAGACUGGGCCCAGUUUGAGCUUGAUACUUUGGAAGACAUUUUCAAGAGAUCAGACUGGCAAGAGAGAGCCCUGAAACCUGCUCUAUCUUCCAUUCUCGCCCCAGCCCUCUGCGCUGUUUACGGUAAGCAUGUAAUGGGGGGAUAAGCAGGAAAUAGAGACUAGGAAUCAGUUCUUUAUAAACGAAUAUUUAAAGUAUCGUAUUCAUUGAGUAUAUCAUCAAAUAGAAUUUUUUUUGCAACACUUUAUUUGUUCUUUCAGCGACAUAUGGGGAUAACGAAAUCUCGAAUCUCGAUGAUGACCGAGUCGUUUUGCGACAAUAUACACUUAAGGUUGGUUAAGUCAGUUCUCGUAAACUAUUGAAUAAUCACCAAAUCAAAAGAAUCAUAGAUAAAAAAAAAUUUAAAAAAAGAGGAGAACUAUGAGGGAACGAGAAUGUAUCGAUUAUUUAUUGAUUUGUCACUAAGUCCUAUUAGAGGUCGUGGAACCAGCAUGCAAUCAUGCAUUCUUCCUACAUUGAAGCAGAUCGAUAAGACAUGACUCGACUAUAAAAUGAUUUACCACGAUCUUUUUUUCACAGGAUUUAUCCAGCAUUGAAGUUAAGAUACAGAGAGCGGAUAGUCCCAGCUCCCCGAGCGAUAGCUUUUUCUUCCCGAUCACGGAUGACCGCGAGAGGUCUCGGUCACUGGAAUUACUCUACCCGCCGAUUGCAAACAUAGUUGAGGUAAAGCACGCACAAGCGACGUAGCUUUCAUAGUUGGUCUAGAUCAAUCUAGUUAAACUCACAAAAAUGUAAGGCAGAGACAUUGGGAAGAUUACCAAUCAUGUUUUUAGGUAAGAAAUCAAGAUAUGAAAGAGUUCCCUUUCCUUGAAAUGGCUUUGAAGUGACAUGGUAGGAGACACGUUACCAUGUAACGCGCGUGCAAAAAUAACACGCAUGUAAGAGCGCUUUUCCUUUUGGGAAAAUCAAAUGACCUUUUCAAGCAGAGGGCUUCGAGCUUUAUUGAAAAAAAAAAAGAGAGAAAAACUGACUCGAAUAGCAAGCCAUGAACUUAUCUGUUCCUUUUGUCUUCUCUUGGUAGAUCAAAGAAAAACUGCAUCCUCCCUGUGAUUCCGGAAGGUCCUCGCCAAUAUUUGUUUCUGGGUACGAAGCAGAACGACAAAGAAACGACAUCAAGCAGUUCGGACGAGAAGUGGCGUCUAAGCUUGCUGAAAGAAGAGCUGAAUACGCGAAACGAAGAGCGAGUCAGAUUCAUGAAGAAAGGGAAAUGAUCGAGGUAAUACUCUCUCGUUUUAACACCAAAUUCUCCUCACUGAUCUAUGACAAAAAUGUAUAACAGUUGGAGGAGAGAAUUCAGUUUUAAUCUACAGAUCUUGGCUAGUUAAUCAGUAUGAUCUGUUUUUUUCCGACAGCGUAACAUAGAAGAAGCAGUCAGAAACAAAGCGAAGCAGUUGCAAGUGGCGGACCACUUAGAGAAGGACGGUUCGUUCCUAAAGGAAAGACGAGCCAAGUUAUGGAGACGGUGUGCCAACAUGGCGGAAAUUUUAGCGAAAGAAGAAACAGAGGCCACGCUUUGGCAGAACAAAUAUAAAGAAGCUAUUUCAGUCGCAUCCGGGUGUUUCAUGUUUUUUUAAGCAGACCAGUUUGCAGAGGAUUAACUGUAGCCUCAGUGAAGGACGCCACGGUUCACGGAGAGAUGACAACGAGUCUUCCUGCCUCGACGGGGCGGUCCGGCUCAAGAGCGAUGCUAAUCCAAGAGGGAAGGUACUCGCGAGACUGAGGCUACUCACGAGAGUGAGGUUGCUUGCGAGAACGAAGGAUGUCAAGAGGAGAGCCGACCGCGCGAACUGAGCCGAUCUCAAAAUUGUGCACGAGUGCGAGGCCAGUCACGAGAACGAGGCUUUCACCUUAAAGAAAUAGACGAUGUGAUCUUGGCCGGCACAUCUUUACACAUACGUGUAAAUUCAAAAAUUUUUAAUGAUUUUUAAUAAUUUUUAAACAGCCGUUGACAAAUACAAACAUUAAUGAGGGAAAACCUACUUUUUGAGGCCAGCUUUUUAAAUUGAAUUUCCUGGAUCUGAUUCCAAGAGUGACGAUGCCUACAUGGCAAUUACGGCUUUUUCUUUUUAUAAAUUCCCGGUCAGAAGUUUUACCUUUUAUUCAGUCUAAUGAUGGAAAUAUUUCUAGUUACAGUAUUAAAUUACCAUGCUUCUAUCUUUUCACGAUGAAUGUAAAAACAAAAACCACCGGAAUAAAAAGAAUAUGUAAAUGAGCCUUCCUGUAAUGUCUCAGCGGACCCGACGCGUUGGA
Molecule: messenger RNA, 9837 nt
Organism: Pocillopora meandrina
Lineage: Eukaryota; Metazoa; Cnidaria; Anthozoa; Scleractinia; Pocilloporidae
Source: the annotation of a GenBank genome assembly